Messenger RNA from Myripristis murdjan (pinecone soldierfish), 9514 nucleotides. RefSeq names its product phosphatidylinositol-4-phosphate 3-kinase, catalytic subunit type 2 beta (gene pik3c2b). The record is from RefSeq and is a predicted model, not a curated record. Gene Ontology annotation, cellular component: cytoplasm; plasma membrane; phosphatidylinositol 3-kinase complex. NCBI's taxonomy places the organism in Eukaryota, Metazoa, Chordata, Actinopteri, Holocentriformes, Holocentridae. The coding region runs from base 395 to 5242 and encodes 1615 amino acids. Gene Ontology annotation, molecular function: 1-phosphatidylinositol-4-phosphate 3-kinase activity; phosphatidylinositol binding; 1-phosphatidylinositol-3-kinase activity. The transcript has 33 exons. Gene Ontology annotation, biological process: phosphatidylinositol-mediated signaling; phosphatidylinositol 3-kinase/protein kinase B signal transduction; cell migration.
AAAGCCGAAAACCUCCACAGCAAGUCGGCUACAAAAGAGCCGAGGGUACCGUGGAGGGAGAGGACUGUAUUGUUUAACAAUUAAUAUUUUAAACCAGGAAAAGAGAGGCUUUGCUUGGACUUUGUAAAUUUGUGGAAUAUUGCCUGUGCAGUGCCUGGGACCCAUUAAUUUGCUGGGAAUCUAGGUAGGAAUCGACAAUUCAAGGAAUCGAUCUAAUUUUUGGCAGGAAAGUAAACCGCUUUAAAAUGGCAACCGCCGCCCUCUCCAGGCGCCCAUAGACCGAGAGCGGAUAUUCCACAGCUCCAUGUGUCCACAGAGGUUCUCCUAGCAGUAUUCCUCCUCCUCCCCAUUCUGUUCCCUCCUUCCUCAUCCUCUUCUGUCCUGUGGAGGCAUCAUGUCGGCAGCCCAGACCCAGAAGGAGAGCAGUGAGGUGGGCUGGGGUUGUUUGGAAGCCCUGGGCCUCAGUCAGAAGGAGCUAGUCCUAGCUGAGGCCCUGCAGAUGGAGUAUGACGCCCUUUCCAGACUCAAACAGGACAAGGGGAGUACUGGCAGUACUGUUGAAGCCAGCCCUCGAGUGGCAACCCAAAGUGGCUCAAAGACAGCUCCCAAACCCUCUGUGUCAUCCAUAGAGCGACCUCGACCUGUGCCCACUCGACCUAUCCCAAGCCCGCCGGGAGGAAGUCUUCUGAGGGGGCUUUCUGGAUCUGACUCAUCGUUGAACCAGCCUGGAGAGUCCCAGUUGCCACGGUCCAUUCCAGCUAGGGCAACCCCUCCUCGUGGAGGCUAUGUCAAAGAGCCUUUGUACAUCCUGGACAGUCCAGAGGUGCGCAAGGGUGAGGACUAUUCAGGAUCCAGCUACGGAGACUCAAUUGGAUUAGGGUUUGUCCCCAAAGGCUUCCCCCCUCUUCCAGAUGACCCUCCCCCUGCCAUUCCACCAAGAAAUCCCAUUCUCCCUUCUUCCAGAUCAGAAAACCCCUUCCUCCCACCUCGUGGUUCAACAAUACCCAGGGAUGUCAAUCUGUUCACCCCAGAGGUGGAUCAGCCCAAAGUGACUUCAGGGGAGUUCAACUACGACAACCUCAAUGACUCUCUGUCCCGACUCAAUGGAGAUCGGCAGGUUCCACGGGGCCGGAGGGCCAAUGGGGACCAAGGAGGCAAGCCUGUGGCCCGGAGUAAGACUCUUCCCCCUCAGGUACCACCUAGGACUUAUGUACCUGUUCCCAAGAGCAACAAAAACCAGCGGCGAGUGUCUGCAGACCCGGUAUCCUUUGGAUCCAGAAUGAAUGGAUUUGGCUAUGAGCUCUUCCAAGUGUCUGAAGAAAGAGACGAGGAGGUGGCCGCCUUCUGUCAUAUGCUGGACGUCUUGCGGUCAGCCUAUCCAUGCAGCGAGCGUUUGAAGAAUGCCGGCUUUGUGUGGUCGCCUUCAGUCGGCCAUGAGGAGCUGCAGCAGGGCCUGGGGGUCAGCGUCAAGGUCACCGUUAUCAGCGAACACUUCAGAGAACCACUCACCUUCACCUGCGAUGGCUCCUCCACUGUUGACCUGCUGAUCUACCAGACCUUGUGUUAUGCCCAGGACGACUUGGACCACGUCGACGUGGAUGACUACCUGCUGAAAGUCUGUGGACAGAAUGAGUUCCUUAACAACUCAGAGACAUUGGCAGGUCUGGAGUACAUCCAGCAGUGCCUCAAGUUUGACUGGGACAUCCGUCUCUUCCUCACCAAGAGGUCAUCCAUCAACACAGAGCUGGCUCGCACGGAAGAAGACGAUGAGACAGCCUCCAGCUUGAACCACAGCAUCCUGCUGCAGGAGCGUCCCAUCAAACAGACGGUCACCAGGGAGGCAUUGACAUUACUGCUAGACACCUUUCACAAUGAAGCUGAAUCCUUCGUGCUCUCAGAGGUGGAAAUGCCAUUGCAUGUGGAACGCCUUGUCCAAUCAGUGAAGGCGCUGUGUAGCUCAUUAGCUGCCGUGGAGACUCCUGACGUGACUUCUGCCCUCAAUCAACUCCCAGCAUGCCCCUGUCGCCUGCAGCCUAAGGUCCAAAAGGAUGCUUCAGUUCUUGCUGUGAGAGAGAACAGAGAGAAAGUGGUGGAGAAGUUGACUGCAGCCAUUUUGGAUCUGGUGGAGCUGUACUGUAGCACCUUCAACGCCAACUUCCACACCACACCACAGAGCCACCGUUGCACUGCACCCAUUCAGGAGGCCGGACUCAUCACCAAUGUUCUGUCAUUCAGCGUCUACGCCGCCCACCGCAUUCCCAUCACCUGGGCUGCAAGCUAUGAGGGCUUCUUCUUGUCCUGCUCUCUGACUCAUGGAGGGGUGGAGCUCUGCGCCCCGCAGCACACCAGCAAGCAGUCGGUCAGCAAAUACCUCUUCCACCUGGUUGUCUGGGAUCAAAGGGUCUGUUUUCCAGUCCAGAUCAACCAGUUGCCUAGGGAGUCCCAGUUGACGGUGACGUUGUACGCCAGCGCUCUGCCACCUCCAGGGGGAGCGGAGGAGAAAGGGAAGCAGCGUCGCAGCAUUGAGGCACUGGGCUGGGUCACCAUGCCCCUGUUCAACUUCAGGCAUGUCCUGACGUGUGGCAGGAAGUUGCUGGGUCUGUGGCCUUCCACUGCAGGAAAUGGAAAUGCUCGCUCCAGCUCACCCAACUUCAGCCAGCCUGACAGCGUCAUCCUGCAGGUGGAUUUCCCCACCUCAUCGUUCGAAGUUCGUUUCAGCACCCCGGCCCCAGCUGAUUUCUGCCCGCAGUAUGACUUCUCCAGACUUGACACCAUCAGCCAGAUCCAGCUACAGGACGUCCUGCACAAGAAGUCCCUCUUCUGGUUGACAGCAGAAGAUAAGCGUCUGCUGUGGGAGAAGAGGGCUUUCUGCCAAGCAGAGAGUGCUGCGUUGCCCUUGGUCCUCGCCAGUGCACCCCGCUGGGAGUGGGCGUGCCUGCCCGACAUCUAUGCUCUGCUACGCCAGUGGGUCUGUCUCAGCCACCUGGAUGCCCUUGGACUCCUCCAUGCCUCGUUCCCAGACCAGGAGUUGAGAAGGACUGCAGUUCAAUGGAUGGACUCCAUUUCAGACGCAGAGCUGCUGGAUUUCUUGCCUCAGCUGGUGCAGGCUCUGAAGUAUGAGUGCUACCUUGACAGUUCAUUGGUUCGCUUCCUGCUCCGGCGAGCCAUAGGGGAUAUUCGCAUCGCACACUACCUCUUCUGGCUACUGAAGGACGCGCUGCAGGACAGCCAGUUCAGCGGCAGGUACCAGCACCUCCUGGCAGCCCUGCUCUGCUGUGUGGGCAGAGGCCUCAGGGAGGAGUUUGACCGUCAGUGCUGGCUGGUCACCAUUCUGGCCAAGGUGGCUCAGAAAGUACGAGACACAACAUCCAGCAGACAGACUGUCCUGAGGGAGGGUCUGGAGGAGGUUAAACAGUUUUUCUCAGUCAGCAGUAACUGUCGACUGCCCCUCAACCCCGCACUGGUAGUCAAAGCCAUCAACAUCCAGUCAUGUUCCUUCUUCAACUCCAAUGCCGUGCCUCUCAAGCUCUCCUUUCAAAACCUAGACCCAAAAGGAGACAACAUCAGUGUCAUCUUUAAGUCAGGGGACGACCUGAGGCAGGACAUGCUGACUCUGCAAGUCAUCCGCAUCAUGAACAAGAUCUGGAUCCAGGAGGGACUGGACAUGAGGAUGGUUAUCUUCAGAUGUUUCUCCACUGGUCGGGGAAGAGGCAUGGUGGAGAUGAUUCCCCAUGCCGAGACACUGAGGAAGAUACAAGUUGAACACGGAGUUACUGGUUCUUUCAAAGACCGACCACUGGCCGACUGGCUGCAGAAACACAACCCCACCGAUGACCAGUAUGAGAAGGCGGUAGAGAACUUCAUCUACUCAUGUGCUGGCUGCUGUGUGGCAACAUACAUCCUGGGAAUAUGUGACCGCCAUAAUGACAACAUCAUGCUAAAGACCAGUGGCCACAUGUUCCACAUCGACUUUGGCAAGUUCCUGGGACACGCCCAGAUGUUCGGCAACAUCAAACGGGACCGCGCACCAUUUGUGUUCACCUCUGACAUGGCCUAUGUUAUCAAUGGAGGCGACAAACCUUCCAGUCGCUUCCACGACUUUGUGGAUCUCUGCUGUGAGGCCUACAACCUGAUCCGCAAACACACACACCUCUUCCUCAACUUGCUGGGCCUGAUGUUGUCAUGUGGCAUCCCAGAACUAUCUGACUUGGAGGAUCUUAAGUAUGUCUAUGAUGCCUUGAGACCCCAUGAAUCUGAGGCUGAUGCCACCAUGUACUUUACCAGGUUGAUCGAGUCCAGUCUGGGUAGCGUGGCCACCAAGCUCAACUUCUUCAUCCACAACCUGGCUCAAAUGAAGUUUGCUUCAUCAGAGGAGCGUCCAGUGCUUUCCUUUGCACCAAGGGUUCAUACAGUGAAGAGCGACGGCCUCAUCCGCAACCUAUAUGUCUGCCGCCAUGUCCGCACAUACAACCCCAGCAAAGGCUAUGCCUUUGUGGUGAAGGUGGAGAGGGAAGGCCAGCAGGGGGCAGUGUUGGUCCAGAGGAGUUUUGAAGAGUUUCAUGAACUACACAGCAAACUACGGCUCAUUUUCCCAUCCUCUAAGCUACCCAGCUUCCCUAGCCGCUUUGUGAUUGGCCGUUCGCGGGGCGAGGCAAUGGCUGACAGGAGGAAAGAUGAGCUAAACGGUUAUGUCUGGCAUCUGGUCCAUGCCGCACCAGAGAUUGCCCAGUGUGACCUCAUCUACACUUUCUUCCACCCUCUGCCAAGAGACGAGAGACCAGGGACUGUGGUCAACACCCUGCAGAAACCAGCUGAAAUGACCUGGUCUCCAGUUUCAGGGAAGGAGCUCGGCGAGGUCAAACUCUCCAUUUCCUACAAGAGUGACAAACUCUUCAUCAUGGUCAUGCACAUCCGAGGCCUGCAACCCCUGCAGGAUGGAACAGACCCAGACCCCUACGUCAAACUCUACCUCCUCCCAGACCCGCAGAAGACCAGCAAGAGGAAGACCAAGGCGGCACGACGGACCUGCAACCCCACCUACAACGAGAUGCUGGUGUACGAGCGUAUCCCACUGGGCGACCUGGAUCAGAGGGUGAUCCACCUUCGGGUGCUGGGCGACGGGGCCUUCUGGGAGAACACCUUAUUGGGAGAGACCUACAUCGCCCUCAAGAAGCUGGUACCUGGCCAGCACUGGGUGGACUGGCACCAACUGGGCACAGCGGGCACAGAGUCCACUCGCUGAUGGAGACAAGAUAGCUGGAGGGAAAUGUGUGUGUGUCCUCACAAGGAUGGAAAGUUGAGGACAACAAAAAAUGUGACAGCUUGGCCAAUCCUUACGUCUUCAAGGGACUAGUUUGAGUUAAAGCUUUGGUUUAAGGUUAAAGGUGCUACAUGUACCAUGUUAACAUGGAUAAAUCAUUGCAUUACAUUCAUUUUGAGACAUAAGUGUAAUUAGACCAUCGCUAAAAAGAUUGGCAGCCACAAUCUUGCUCCACUUGCACUGGAACUACAUAGUCUCAACUUUACAUUGGCUUACCAGGAUUUGCUGUAAUCAAGGACUGUUGGGGCUUUCCACUGAACUCAGAACUGUGUAUUUUAAAAUACACUUUUUCAUUUCUAACCACUGAUACUGUGUAAUACUCUGCAUCUAUAAUAUGCAUCAGGGUUUUUAACAGCCAAGUCAAGCUCCUGUCGAAUACUGUAAAACUUCAGUUAAAAGCAGAGUCAGUCAAGUCAAAACAGUUUUGAUAUGUCAGGCUAUUAUCCAACCAGUUUUAACACCUAUAAUAUUAUACAACUGUACAAUUGAAUAAAACAUAAUAACCAAUUAUUUUGCACAGAGAUGUCAGCACUCAGAUGUGCCUAAGUGUGCUCUUGAGUGCAUGUAGAUUCUGUUCUUACCAAAGAACAAAUCUCAAAUAAGAAAACGUGAGUGAAACUGCAUAAGUGGGUUUUAAGAAGUUUUGUCUAAAGACCGGUUGGUGAAUGAGGCCCGUAGUUUUUCUCCCUCUUGCAGGCGUCCAUGUCAUUUGUAAUCGAACACAUUCAGCACGGAGUUGGGAAGCUCCAACUCGGAAGUCAGAACAUCUGGCACACAGUGGAAAGCUCCAUGUGGUUGGCUCUUAUCCUUCUUGCUCAAAAGUAGGGUCAAGUAGCAACAUCCUCUUUACAGGAAAUGUGGUCAUAAUUAUGAUUUACACACAAUGUUACAAGUAGCAUCUUUUAAGCUGCACUAGGCAUGGUUUUUACAUAAAAAUACUGUCAUGUCGUAAGUCAGUGGAGCAGCAACAGAGAAGAGUAUCCCCCAUAGAUUGACUGUGUUUGCCCAAAUCAAACUGUGGCCAGGGACACUUUGACUGUAAAAGGAGACUGACUGCACUCAGUCAGUUUACCCUGUGAAACCUGAGCAAAUUUAUUUCUUUCAGAAAUUGGAGAAGCACAAAAUUACUGGAACAUUAAGUUAAAUUAGAAAAUAGUUCCCAAAAAACAGAAAAUUACCAGGAAGUUAGCUGAACCUUUGCACAAAAAACACAAGAUAAAAAAAAAUAACCAGAAAACUAUAUAAUCAUUAAAAUGAUAUAGUUAAAAGUCAAAUCAGUAAAACUGGACUGACGUCAAAAUUCUUGUAAUCUCAGUGUCUCUGCCAUGGCGUCAGUAUGGUCACUGUUUGGAAAUCUUCUCCACACCCAGCAUUAAUAAUUGAGUGAACACUCCAUGGCCAUCACCACCUCCACUCCCAUCACAUAUGAAGAGGCAGACAUUUAUUUCUCUGUCCUCACCUCACAGGGCUUCUGGGUGAUGAAGUCUAAUUCAGCUAACUAAUUCAAACAGUCUCCGCUGCCACUUGAUGCCACAGAAUUGUGGAAUUGCCUAGUGUAGCUUUUAGGUUAGGAUUAGGAUUGGGUUUAAGGUUAAAGUUAAGUUAGGGUUUGGAAAUGAAUUUCAGUCAAUAUGAGGUUAGUAAUACAAAACUAAUGGUGUGUAUGUAUACAUUUCUUUAUUGAGUUUUACCUUAUGUCCUCGACUGUUCACUCAGAUACAACAAAAAGAAGAAGAACCCCUCAUUCUGGGUCGGUGGGGAAAAUGCUUCUCUACAGUUUCUACCACUUUUUAAAAGCAUUACUGUCCAGAUAAUCGAAGCCUUUCCUAAGUUUAGCAUGGGUCUCAGUCCAGUGUCGUCGAGUCCGUCCACAAACCCAGCAAGAAAGGACUUUAAAUAACUAGCCAGCCUUAGGAAGUCCAUUCUCUUUUUUAAGUUAUUUUUUUUUUCAAAUGUUAUUUCUCAUUUGGAUGUUAAUACAGCUCAAUUUUGAGCUUGGUUUGGUGUGUGACACUGAUUUGUUUAAUUUAAUUUAAUUUUAGUUUGUUUUUACUCUUGUGCUCAUUGCCCAAAUGUGUUGACAUAGUGGUGAUAUGUGGAUUUGGACAGAAUGAGUCUUUCAGAGUUGAAAGAGUGACAUUAUGGUUGUUUUUAUACUAAUGUAGGUUAAUAAACUACCUACCUAUAACCUGCCUAUGGUAUGGGAUGACCGCUACAGCCCACAGAAAGCAGAGACUCUUUUGUGGCGUUCUAUGACUUACGUUGCUUUUAUCGUCUUUGCUGGUGGUCGUAGCCGAUCUUUAGUUUAGUGCUUGGCUGUGUAAAAUGUACUGCUGCAACUCUCUCUCUGUCCUGAGGGAAAACUCAUUUGAGUAGAGUCAGAGUAGGUGUUGCAAACACACAUCACACCUUGUUUUGUGUUUUCAGCACAAAAAAAACCUGGUAUGAAGAGGAGAUGUUUCACUUGUGUAUAUACGGCAGCUUUAGCAUAUUUGUUGCUAUUAAUGAGUAGCUGUUGUGCUAAAGUUGUGUACAGUGUAAACUUAUUUAGCAACUGACGCUGAUGGUCGAUGUCUACCCAAGUACAUGGAUUGCGUUGUUCCUCUACUUUUAGCAUUUCAAAUGUAGCGCUGUACAUUGAAACUAACCAAGAUGUAGAAUAUUUUUCUUAUAUCAUCGGGAGAAUAUGAAGAAGCUGAGAUGCUUAUUUGUGGAUUUGGUUUCAUAUCAAUGCUUUAAGUAUUAUCCCUUUGCAUGAGUGCUUCUUGUUCGUAUGUGUGGGUGUGUCUGGGAAAGAUGGAGAGAGAAUACACUGAUUCUCAAAUCCUGAAAGUGCAUGCAGUGCUGUUUUGGUAUCAGUUAAAACACCUUUGUUCCCUUUCACUCUGCAUUUUGAACUUAUAUUGAGAGUCAUAAAAGUGUGAUGCAAAAAUCGGAGGAGCAGAAAUCUUUAUGAUUGCUGUUGUGUAUACAUGACAGGAAAAAAAAAUCUAACUCGGAUUCCUCUCCAAGUUUUUGCAAGAUUACUGUUGCAACUUGAUUUGGUUUUGGCCUCAAGGCAUGACUCACUGAUUGGAUGAUACAUCAUGUUUUUGAUGUGCCGGGUUUAGUUUUUGGCAGGUUAUGCAACUCUAGAACUGACUUGUCCUCUCCUAAUGCAAACAAUAACAGCUUCCAGAUUAGAAAAGCUGCUUGUGUUGUUUGACUCACAGUCAAAUGUCAAAAUGUGAAAUUUGACUGGUAGUCAAAAUAUGCAAACUGAGGCUUGGUUACUGAGAAGCACCAGUAAAUGUUUUUAUCACACUGGUGUCUUUAACGAUAAAUGGUCGCCUUGUACCAGCACGCUCUGCAGAGGAAUCACAUUAUCCUGAUAGCUUGAAGCUUUUUAAUUCCCCAUGUUUGACUCAUUGGAGCACAGACUAACCGUUCUUACACUUUGUUCCUAUUUUAAAUCACGUUGCUUUCGUUAGAAUUUUUAUCCCUCUCAAGAAUGCUUUCUGACAGUUGUGAUUUCACAGCCAUUCUGGGUUAAUCAUACGUCAAGGAGCACUGGAAAUUCAUGGCAAAGUUAACAGCUUUUUCCAAGUGGAAAACGUUUGGAGUUUUGUUUUGCAAUGAAAUUAAAGCCUCAGUGUCAGUUUUUUGGCAAAGUUAGCAUAGGGACAUAAGUUUGGUUUUUCAGAAUCAAGCUCCUGUGAUUUUUCGGUUAAUGCCUCCUUUCCUUUUAGAAAAAAAAGUGUUUUGAUCAUAUAUAGAUAUCUCUGAGCUAUAGUUUAAUACCUAAAAUAGUUGAAGGAUCAAAUUGUGUCCAGAGACCACUUGUCAUGUACUUCACAGAUCAGUAGUAUGGCUUUUGGAAAUAACACGAGAUGGAAAGGAGUCAAGGGCAGGGAGCUAUUUGGAGUGACUGAGAGCUGGCCAGAGAGUCAGAGAAAGUUUGAGGUAGCAAAAGGAAGGGAUUUGAACCCUCACCCCCUUUGAGAAACUGAGAAAAGGGGAUGGAAUGUAAGUUCAAAAUGAACUGGAUCUUAUGUACUGUACAUAUGACUGAAUAUGAAUAUGUGAUUUGAUUUCUCCAAUUCAGCAUAGUUUUAUCCUACUUUUUAUUUAGAUUCAAAAGAAAGGCUGUAUUGUGUACCUUUAAUUUUUGAACAUGUUUUGUAAUAUUAUUUGAACUACAAAAUAAACUUGAAU